AAGAUGGAUGCGCCCAUGAAAAUGAACAAAAAUCAUAAAAGAUGAAUAAUCAGACGAUUUUAUUGCUACUUUUGUUCUGUUUUACCAGAAAUAUUGAAAAUAUUGAACCAAUUUCUUCUAAAGUGCAAUCUGAACGUGUAGAAAAGUUAAGGUGUGGUUAUAACAUCGAUACCCUGUGGACUGCUGAGCUUGCCCAUUCUCCAUUUGCUGCUGCUCCUUUAAUAGCUGAUGUAGAUGGCAACGGUAAACAUGAAAUAAUAGCUGCUCCAUUUAGUGAAAGUUUUACGGUGCUACAGGGACAAAAUGGUCAAAUAUUACAUCAUUCCUCAUGGCCAGCUGUCAACCUAGAUAACUCUGUACAUGCUAGCCCUUUACAAUUCGACAUUGACCACGAUGGAAUGUUAGAUAUAAUGUUUACUCUUUCUUCUGGAGAGCUGAGAUUUUACUCACCAGAUGGUCAGAGGUUGAAGGAUAAAACUUAUCAGAUAGAUCCAGUCUAUGUUUCGAAGGCUUGGUACCAGUAUGAAUUGAUAGUAAAUGCUCCUACAAUAAAUAAAUAUGCUUUUGUUGAGAAACCAAAAGGCGAUGAGUUUCAGCAUGUAGUACCAGUAGAUGCACACGUUCUGUCAACACCUGUUUUGGUUGACCUAAACAAUGACAAGAGAGUAGAGGAACUUGUUAUAUCUGUUUCUUAUUUCUUUGAAGAAGAUGACUUCAUAGCAAAGGGAAGCAAUAAAAAAGAACAGUUAAAUGGAUUGAAGUAUGAAGACAUUGGCAAGUUUUUAUUGUCUGGGAUAACAGUGGUCAAUUUGACAACUUUAGAGCCAUUGUGGACCAAAGUAUUAGAUCUUACACAGAUAACAGCUGAGUUUCCUGCCUACAAUCUAUUCACUCCCACUGUAGUAGAUAUCCAGGGAGACUUCAGUCCUUUAGAGAUUGUUCUAGGAACGUCAGCUGGUAAUCUCUAUAUAUUAGACCAUGCUGGACAAGUUAAAGAUGGCUGGCCUAAGUCCUCUGGGUCUAUACAUGGACAGAUAACUGUAGCUGACCUAAAUGGAGAUGAUAUCUUAGACAUUGUUGCCAUUGAUACAAGUGGUGAUGUCGUCUGCUAUAACUCUGAUGGUAAAACUCAAUGGGAGAUUCAGAUCACAGGGACAUCUACUGCUGGCAGUCGGUUGUAUGAUGUCAACAAUGAUAAUGUGUUGGAUGUCAUCAUUACAACAAAUGUUGGUGAUAUUUUUGCAUUAGAUGGCAUGAGUGGUCAAAUAUUACCCAACUGGCCAGUAAAGUUAGGAAAGAAGAUAUCAUCCAAUGUACUCAUUACGAAGAUCUCAACAGCACACACAACACCUGAUAUGUUAGUAUUAACAGACGAUGGAUAUCUACAUGUCAUCUCAAUGGACCUCAAAUGUAAAACUAAGUUCACAUUAGGGGAAACAACUCUGGUCCAGUUGUUGGCUCAUGACCUUAUGGAAGGGUCAGAUGGAUUGGAGAUAUUAGUUGCCACUAACGAUGGAGCCUUGAUAUGUUUAGGAAGCUCUCAGGGACCAACGGAUAUAUUUAUUGAUGAAGAAAAAGAUAAAGAAAGAUUAAAAUACAGUUUACAAAGUGAAACAAAAAGUCCUAAUGAUUUUAUAUAUGGAUAUAUAAAGCCUAAUCUUUACAUCACACAAUACAGUAGAAUAGAAGAAGAAGUCACAGGGUCGGAAUUUUACUUAGAAUAUGAUAUUAGUGAUAUGUCAAAAAAAGCAGGUCCAUAUGAAAUCAGGGUUUAUUUUGGAUUUCAUCUGUUACAAAACACAAGCCAUGCUGGUCCAGGGCUUUACAGUUUAAAAGUUCCUGCCUUUAAUGAACCAAGUCAUGGACAUAUAAUUGUUGUGAUGAGAAACAGACAUGGUAUGAUUGUAACAGACUCGUAUACAAUCAGAUUUAACCGUUUAAUUAUGGAAGACUUGCAGUGGUUAUUAGUGACACCAUUUAUAGCAAUGUUAAUCAUUUUAUUAGUUUUACAUGGAUUCCCAAUGAAAGACUUGUUACCAUAUACACAUCAAUCCAAAACCAGAUAGCACAUGGCUUUCAAUAGGUCUAAUUUAUAAUUUAUGAACAAUCCUAUCCAAUGAAAGGUUGUCUUAGAAAAUAUACAGAAAAGUGCUACAGAGAUAUUCAGUGAGAAACUGACAUUUUAUAUACCCGUGUAAAACCAGAUAGCACAGAACUAUGUUUUGAACUUAUUAUUUGUACAUGUUAUACAAUAUUAUUGAGAAUGAAGUGUU
This is a messenger RNA of Mytilus californianus (California mussel), 2273 nucleotides long. RefSeq lists its product as uncharacterized. The coding region runs from base 42 to 2066 and encodes 674 amino acids. Lineage: Eukaryota; Metazoa; Mollusca; Bivalvia; Mytilida; Mytilidae. The record is from RefSeq and is a predicted model, not a curated record. The transcript is spliced from 13 exons. Gene Ontology annotation, molecular function: protein binding.